Aspergillus nidulans FGSC A4 is the source of this 1467-nucleotide messenger RNA. RefSeq names its product protein fmoA. NCBI's taxonomy places the organism in Eukaryota, Fungi, Ascomycota, Eurotiomycetes, Eurotiales, Aspergillaceae. The record is from RefSeq and is a predicted model, not a curated record. The coding region runs from base 1 to 1467 and encodes 488 amino acids. The transcript has 2 exons. Gene Ontology annotation, molecular function: oxidoreductase activity, acting on paired donors, with incorporation or reduction of molecular oxygen, NAD(P)H as one donor, and incorporation of one atom of oxygen; FAD binding; N,N-dimethylaniline monooxygenase activity.
AUGGCGUUGUCCAAGCACAUACACCGGAUAGCGGUCAUCGGCGCUGGGCCAGCCGGCCUUACUUCUGUGAAAUACCUACUGGCAGAAAAAUGCUUUGAUACGGUAGAUGUCUUUGAGCGAAGAAGUCACAUGGGGGGCGUGUGGAACUAUAGUCCUGGAACGCUGAAGGAGGCUGUUUCCACGCCAGUACCUCAACUCAGUCCGGACGAAGACAUACAGGAACCAGUCUGGCUUCCUCGGGAUGCAUCCAGGCCGAACCAAGAGCCUACUUUUAUCUCCCCAAUAUAUGAUACUCUGGACACGAAUCUGCCGAAGGAGUUGAUGGCGUUCGGCGAGAAGCAAUUUCCAUCCGAUGUGCAGGAUUUCCCAAGGCAUUUCACGGUCAAAGAAUACGUGAGGGAGUAUGGGGAGGAUAUCAAGAAACAUAUUCAGUUUGAAACCCAGGUUCUGGAUGUUCAAAAGGAUAGCAGCACAGAGACUUGGUCAGUGACAACACAAAGCCUCCGCAGCGGGACUACGACAACUAGUUCCUACGAUGCUGUUGUGGCUGCAAGUGGCCAUUUCGACGUCCCAUAUCUACCAGAAAUCCGGGGCAUCGUGAGCUGGAAUAACGCCUACCCUGGUGUUAUUACACACUCCAAGUUCUAUGACGUGCCAGAUCCCUUCAGGAACAAGAAGGUUGUGGUUGUUGGAAGUUCCGCAUCCGGGCUUGAUAUCGGCAACCAGAUCAGUAAAGUCUGUAAAGGAAAGGUCCUCGCAUCACAGCGGACGGAUCUUUAUGUGUCACCUUCCACAGCCAUGGACAAAGCCUAUUACCCCGAAAUUGUGGAGUUCCUUCCUCCUGCUACACACGAGAGGGCUGUUCGAUUUGCGGACGGAAGGGUUGAAGACAAUAUUGACGCUAUCAUCUUCUGCACUGGUUUUCUUUAUUCUUUCCCUUAUCUCUCCUCUCUCACUCCUCCCAUCAUUACACAUGGCCGCAGAGUAGAGAACACCUACCAGCAUCUUUUCUACAUCCAUGACCCUACCCUUGUUUUCCCAGUCCUGCCCCAAAGAAUCAUUCCUUUCCCACUCUCUGAGAACCAGGCUGCAGUAUUCUCCCGCGUCUGGUCCGGUCGCCUCAAGCUUCCGUCUACAGCAGAAAUGAAAUCAUGGGAAAAUUCGGCUGUCGCCCAGAAAGGCGAUGGUCCUGGAUUUCACCUUAUGCCUUACCCACUAGACGCCAAUUACCUAAACAUGCUCCAUGAUUGGGUAUCUACAGCCGAAUCACGCCCCGGGCUUGUCAAUGACGGCAAUGGCAAGCCGUGCAAUCGUUGGGGGAGGAAAGAAAGGUGGAUGCGAGAGAUGGUUCCUGAGAUGCGCAAAGCAUUUUUCAGCAAGGGCGAAGAACGGCGUUUGGUCAAGACCCUGGAAGAACUUGGGUAUGACUUCAACCGAUGGCGGACUGAGCAAGACCACUUCCCAUAG